AUGCCCGGCCAAAAAGAUCAGCUUCGGACCUGGUGGAAGGAGAGCUCCGUCUACCAAAUCUACCCGGCGUCCUUUCAGGACUCCAAUGGAGACGGUAUCGGAGACCUCAAAGGUAUCAUUUCGCGAGUAGACUACCUCAAGGAGCUCGGUGUCGACAUUGUAUGGCUGUCUCCCAUCUUCAAGAGCCCACAGAUUGACAUGGGCUACGAUGUUAGCGACUACCGCGACAUUCACCCGCCGUAUGGUGACCUUUCCGACCUUGACGCCCUCCGAGACAAGCUCCACGAGCGGGGCAUGAAGCUCGUCCUUGACCUGGUCAUGAACCACACCAGCGACCAGCACGAGUGGUUCCGGGAGUCGCGCAAGUCUAAAGACAACCCGUACCGCGACUGGUACAUCUGGCGCCCGCCACGAUACGACGCCCAAGGUAACCGACAGCCGCCCAACAACUGGGAGAGUCAUUUCCAAGGGAGCGCCUGGGAGUAUGACGAGGCCACCGACGAGUACUACCUGCGCCUCUUCGCCCUCGAGCAGCCCGACCUCAACUGGGAGAACCCGGCCGUGCGCCGGGCGUGCCACGACGUGACGCGCUUCUGGCUCGACCGCGGCGCCGACGGCUUCCGCAUCGACGUCAUCAACUUCAUCAGCAAGGACCAGCGCUUCCCAAACUCGGACCGGGCGUUCCUCAAGGGCGCCGAGUACUACGCCUGCGGUCCGCGCCUCCACGAGUACCUCCAGGAGCUGGGCGCCAUCCUUAAGGAGUACGACGCCUUUAGCGUUGGCGAGAUGCCUUGCGUCAACGACGAAAGGGAGCUCAUCAAAGCGGUCGGUGCCGACCGCGGCGAACUGAGCAUGAUAUUCCACUUUGAGUUUAUGGAUCUUGAUCACGGCGUCGAGGGCAAAUUUUCGCCCAAGGAAACCUCGCUCGACGAGGUCCGGAAGACGGCCAACAAGUGGCAGCGCUUCAUGUACGACAACAACGGCUGGAACGCCCUGUACCUGGAGAACCACGACCAGCCGCGCGCCAUCAGUCGCUUUGCCAGCGACGCCCCCGAGCACCGCGUGGCCAGCGCCAAGCUGAUUGCCGCGUUCAUGGCGUUCCAGGCUGGCACACCGUUUGUCUACCAGGGACAGGAGAUUGGCAUGACCAACGUGCCCAAGGACUGGACGAUGGAGGAAUACCAGGACAUCGACUGCCUCAACCACUGGAACCUUCGCAAGGACUCGGCCGACGAAGCCACCAAGGCGGCCCUCAAGGUCGAGUACCAGAAGAAGUCUCGCGACAACGCCCGCACGCCCAUGCAGUGGGACGACACUGCCCACGGCGGCUUCACCCCGGCCGACGCCCGGCCGUGGAUGCGCGUCAACGACAACUACCCGCAGAUCAACGCCGCCGCGCAGGUGCGCGACCCGGACUCGGUCUACGCCGCGUACCGGGAGGUGCUGCGCCAGCGCAAAGCGCGCAAGGACAUCUUCGUGUACGGCGACUUUGCGGCGGUCAACGUCGAGGCGCACGACGACAAGGUGCUGGCGUACACGCGCACCGCGGCCAACGGCGACGCGGCGCUCGUUGUAUGCAACUUCUCAGCCGAGGCCGUGAGUUGGGCGUUCGAGGGCACGGGCGCGCCGCCGCGCGAGGUGAUCUUCUCGCCGACGGGAAAGACGAUGGCGGACGUCGCCGGUAAUAACGUCGAGCUCGGCCCGUACGAGGCGAUUACGCUGCUGCUGUGA
Messenger RNA from Cordyceps fumosorosea ARSEF 2679, 1731 nucleotides. Its product is annotated as Alpha amylase. Gene Ontology annotation, molecular function: alpha-amylase activity. Lineage: Eukaryota; Fungi; Ascomycota; Sordariomycetes; Hypocreales; Cordycipitaceae. The transcript has 5 exons. Gene Ontology annotation, biological process: oligosaccharide catabolic process. The coding region runs from base 1 to 1731 and encodes 576 amino acids. The record is from RefSeq and is a predicted model, not a curated record.